AUGGCCCCUCGCUUCUCCCUCGCGCUUCCAUCACUGCAUUCCGAUCUCGGUUACCCGCGUCGCACUUUUGUCCCGUGGCGUCGUGAUUCUGGCUCAAGACGUGCCUGGGUCCCGAGUCGCUGUCGUACUGUUCGUCGCACGCGAGGAGGACAAGCGAGUCGCUACGACGAGUGA
Messenger RNA from Penicillium oxalicum, 174 nucleotides. RefSeq lists its product as uncharacterized. The transcript is spliced from 2 exons. The record is from RefSeq and is a predicted model, not a curated record. Lineage: Eukaryota; Fungi; Ascomycota; Eurotiomycetes; Eurotiales; Aspergillaceae. The coding region runs from base 1 to 174 and encodes 57 amino acids.